AUGGCGCGCGUCUAUGCCUCCGUCAACCAAGAAAUGCCGCGCGCAUACUGGGACUAUGACAGCGUCAACAUCAGUUGGGGUGUGCUGGAGAACUACGAAGUAGUGCGGAAGAUUGGCCGUGGAAAGUAUUCGGAAGUUUUCGAGGGCGUCAAUGUGGUUAACUACCAAAAGUGUGUGAUCAAGGUCCUCAAGCCUGUGAAGAAGAAGAAGAUCAAGCGUGAGAUUAAGAUCCUUCAAAAUCUCUCGGGUGGACCCAACAUCGUCGCCCUGCUCGACGUGGUUCGUGACAGCCAAUCCAAGACGCCGAGCCUCAUAUUCGAGCAUGUCAACAACACCGAUUUCAGGACGUUAUAUCCUAAGUUCCAAGACUUGGAUGUUCGCUAUUACAUCUUCGAGCUGCUAAAGGCGCUGGACUAUUGCCAUAGCAAAGGAAUCAUGCACAGAGACGUCAAACCCCAUAACGUUAUGAUUGAUCACGAGAACCGCAAGCUGCGUCUUAUUGAUUGGGGUUUGGCCGAGUUCUACCAUGCGGGGACGGAGUACAACGUACGAGUAGCAAGUCGUUACUUCAAGGGACCAGAGUUGCUGGUGGACUUUCAGGAAUACGACUACAGUCUGGACAUGUGGUCGUUGGGUGCCAUGUUCGCGAGCAUGAUCUUUAGGAAGGAGCCAUUCUUCCACGGUAACUCCAACAGUGAUCAGCUCGUGAAGAUUGCCAAAGUGCUUGGGACGGAAGACUUGUUCGACUACCUUGACAAGUACGAUAUUGAGCUGGAUGCGCAGUAUGAUGAUAUCCUCGGCCGCUUCCCCAAAAAGAGCUGGCAUGGAUUCGUUAACAACGAGAACCAACGUUUCGUGAGCAAUGACGCCAUUGACUUUCUCGACAAGUUGCUUCGAUACGAUCAUCAGGAACGUCUCACCGCCAAAGAGGCAAUGGCACAUCACUACUUCGCACCCAUUCGACAAGCCGAGGAGCAGGCUGCAAACAAUAGUACCCAUCAAUGA
Messenger RNA from Ramularia collo-cygni, 1005 nucleotides. Its product is annotated as probable protein kinase ck2 catalytic subunit ck2 alpha-3. Lineage: Eukaryota; Fungi; Ascomycota; Dothideomycetes; Mycosphaerellales; Mycosphaerellaceae. Gene Ontology annotation, molecular function: ATP binding; protein serine/threonine kinase activity. Bases 1 to 1005 code for a protein of 334 amino acids. The transcript is spliced from 3 exons. Gene Ontology annotation, biological process: regulation of transcription by RNA polymerase III; regulation of transcription by RNA polymerase I; DNA damage response. Gene Ontology annotation, cellular component: nucleus; cytosol; protein kinase CK2 complex. The record is from RefSeq and is a predicted model, not a curated record.